CACGUAGUGGUUAUAUACUCUGGCAUGUUUGGCAUUUACCGCUACUUUUGUGUCUUUUGUUAAUCCAAUCGGUUGGACUGUUCCGCUAUACUUUUGUUAUUAACGACGUUAAAUAGUACUUACCUGCAACUUUCUUAACGUUAUCGUGCUGAAUUUGUAAAGAGUUAUUUAAGGACCAUGUCUGGAUUUAAUCCGUAUGGGAACCCACCCCUACACUUUCCACCCCAGAGCCAAAUAUACCCCCACAUAUACAACAACCCUACAAAUGCUCCGGUGCCUGGGCAACAAGCCCCACAACACGCCCCACAACCAGCUCAACCAUACCCAUAUCAGCCGGGCUUUGCAUAUGCAUACCCUGGACAACCUGGAAUGGUGCCGUCUGGACCUGGCAUGGCCCCAACUCCUUCGUACCCUGGACAGAUGGCAGCUGCACCUUCAGCACCUGUAUCUUUCUCAUAUGCUGGCUAUCCUAGUGUCACUCCACAACAAGGAUAUGGGCCGGCCAUUGAAUGGAUUCCAUCGUCCACCGGAGACGCAGCCUCCCUAAGCGACCAAGCUGUGGUGGCGGGGUACGAGAGCUCCGAUGGCAGUCCUCUGUGGGUGAUCAGGGCGCGGUUCGAAGGAGACCUGAUCCCCGGCAAGUUCGCUGCUAAGCACCGUGCGGCGUAUGUGCCUUGGGGCAGCAAUGAAAACUCUGUUGAUCGUUUUGAGGUGUGCUGCGCGCGUCCGGAGAGGAUCCGCUGGAGCUCGAGCCGCGACGGCGCCGUGCCGCCCAACGCCGUGGUGGGCGGCAACACGGCGGCCGGCGAGCCGCUCUACGUCGGCCGCGCCAAGCACGAGGGCUCGCUCACGCCGGGCAAGAUUCAACCAUCGCACAAAAAUAUGUACAUUUCCUAUGGCGGUAAAGAAAUACCCCAUAACACCUACGAGGUAUUGUGUACUAUUUGAAUAUGCUUCGAAUAUACCGUCAAACCCUCCAACUUUGCCCAAGACGUUAUUCAAUAUUCAAGUUAAAAUAAUACUAAUCUAAUUCAUAUUUUAGAUCUGUCCUUUUUUAGGGUUUUGUAGUCACGUAGACCAGUGGUUCCUAACCUUUUUAGUACUGGGACCCCUUUGACUAACUAGGGAACUUGAUUUUACCCCUCCUCCAUAAUCAUUAAUAUUUUUUCUCAAUAGAUACGUACCCCCGUAAAAUGGCAGUUUUACCCCCACGGGGGUAAUUACCCCCAGGAACCGCUGACCUAGACCCUGAUAGUUUCGCCAUGUCUGUCUGUCUGUCCGAGGCUUUGAUCCGUGAUCGUUAGUGCUAGAAAGCUGCAAUAUGUCAUGGAUACAUAAAUCAUGCAUUGCGACGGAACGGUAAAUAGAAACUAUAAAAAAAGAUUUUUUUUUGCUUUGUCCCAAUAUUGUGGGGUAUCGUUGGAUAGGUCUCUCAAAACGAAUAAGGGUCUCCAAAAACCAUGUUUAGGGUUCCGUACCCAAAGGGUAAAAACGGGACCCUAUUACUAAGACACCGCUGUCUGUCUGUCUGUCUGUCCGUCUGUCACCAGGCUGUAUCUCAUGAACCGUGAUAGCUAGACAGUUGAUGUGUUUCUGUUGCCACUAUAACAACAAAUAUUAAAAACAUAAUAAAAUAAAUAUUUAAGUGGGGCUCCCAUACAACAAACGUGAUUUUUUUGCCGUUUGCGUAAUGGUACGGAACCCUUUGUGCGCGAGUCCGACUCGCACUUGGCCGGUUUUUGAUAUAGUUUUAAUAUUUUCGGAAAUAAUCGCUCCGGAAGAAAUAAAUAUGUCCCUCCCCCUCUAACUUUUAAACCAUGGGUCCAAAAAAAUCGUGAAACAUUAGCUUAGUGAAUACUUUCAAUGAAAACUAUAGCGAACAUGAUCAGUCCAGUCGUUUUUGUGUUAUUGCAAAAAAUCUUCUUUUCUUAGUAAAAA
This is a messenger RNA of Cydia strobilella, 1938 nucleotides long. RefSeq lists its product as uncharacterized. The transcript is spliced from 5 exons. Lineage: Eukaryota; Metazoa; Arthropoda; Insecta; Lepidoptera; Tortricidae. The coding region runs from base 178 to 948 and encodes 256 amino acids. The record is from RefSeq and is a predicted model, not a curated record.